This is a messenger RNA of Rasamsonia emersonii CBS 393.64, 2151 nucleotides long. RefSeq names its product Phospholipase A(2). The transcript has a single exon. Bases 1 to 2151 code for a protein of 716 amino acids. Gene Ontology annotation, cellular component: cytosol. Gene Ontology annotation, biological process: glycerophospholipid catabolic process. NCBI's taxonomy places the organism in Eukaryota, Fungi, Ascomycota, Eurotiomycetes, Eurotiales, Trichocomaceae. Gene Ontology annotation, molecular function: A2-type glycerophospholipase activity. The record is from RefSeq and is a predicted model, not a curated record.
AUGCAGAAGCUCCAACGAGAGCUGUCGAUGGCUCCCGGGUCUCUUGCGGACGAAAUCUGGAGAGAAGCGCACGAUGUGGACAUCAACCCGGAGAUUGCCCUCAAUGCGACGGUUCGUGUUGGAGACGACCUUUGUCGAGAGGAACUGGCGUUCCUGCGCAAGCGCCGGAUGCAUGCCGUCAAGGCGUUGGCCAGAUAUCUAGACCUCAAGGAGGAGGACAUCCAUCCCGACGAUGUCCCGAUUAUCGCCAUGUGCGGUUCGGGGGGAGGGCUACGGGCUCUUGUCGCGGGGACUGGAUCGUACCUCGCGGCGCAGGAAGCCGGUCUAUGGGAUUGCGUUACGUACACGGCCGGCGUGAGUGGGACUUGUUGGCUGCAGGCUCUGUACAACUCGUCUCUGUCUGGGCGGGACUUCAACAAGCUCGUCGAGCAUUUGAAGAACCGACUGGGGGUGCAUAUUGCCUUUCCUCCGAAGGCUUUGAAUCUGCUCACGACUGCACCGACCAACAAAUACCUCCUCUGUGGUCUGGUGGAGAAGUUGAAGGGCGACCCGGAUUCGGACUUUGGCUUGGUGGACAUAUACGGAUUGCUGCUGGGUGCGCGACUGCUGGUUCCCCGCAGCGAGCUGGACCUCUCAGACCGGGACUUGAAGCUGUCCAACCAGCGAGACUACAUCGAUGAUGGCAGCAACCCUCUGCCCAUUUACACCGCCGUCCGUCACGAGAUCCCCGCCGUGGAAGGAAAGGAAACGAAGGGCAAACAAGCAGCUGAGAAGCUGAAGGAAGCAGCGAGGAAGGAGGCAUGGUUUCAGUGGUUCGAGUUUACUCCUUAUGAGUUCUUUUGCGAGGAAUUCAAUGCGGGAAUCCCCAUGUGGGCAGUGGGGAGACAUUUCAACGAAGGCAGGAAUACCGUGCCUCCCAACAAAUAUGCGGUGCCAGAGUUACGGCUUCCAGCGCUGAUGGGAAUUUGGGGCAGCGCCUUUUGCGCGACCCUGUCCCAUUACUACAAGGAGAUCCGACCUGCGGUCAAGGGGCUCGCCGGCUUUGGAGGGAUUGAUUCGCUGAUUGAAGGACGGAACAGGGAGUUGAUUCGAGUCCAUCCCAUUGACCCGGCCUCCAUACCGAACUAUGUGCUUGGCAUGAAGGACAAGCUGCCUGCAUCGUGUCCCGAGUCCAUCUUCAACAGCACACAUUUGCGGUUGAUGGACGCGGGCAUGAGUAAUAAUCUACCGAUCUACCCACUUCUGCGCCCUGGGAGAAACGUGGAUAUCAUCGUUGCCUUUGACGCAUCUGCCGACAUCAAGCAGGAAAAUUGGUUGUCGGUCGUGGAUGGCUACGCACGACAGCGAGGAAUCAAGGGCUGGCCCAUCGGUGCGGGAUGGCCAAGGGAAGACACAAAGCCGGAGGACACGGAGAAGACGCUGCGCGAGACACAGAACCUAGACGAAAAGGCUGCAGAAGACAAACUCACGGAAGUCCAGGCGAAAGACUCGCGCACGGAGCACAAGUCCCGGAUGAUUGACACACUCAUGACCUCGGACACGAAUGACCUGACCCUCCGGACACAGCGUUUGGAGGCCGACAACCGCGAACUGACAUACUGCAACGUAUGGCUGGGCACGAAGGAAGAAAAGAUAUCGGACAAGGAACCACCACCAUCGAAACGGCUCUUCCAUCCCAGCCACGGAGACCACCGCGAAUCCGACUUCCGCCUCAUGCAGCCUGACGCCGGCAUCGCCGUGGUCUACUUCCCUCUACUGCCCAAUCCGUCCGCGCCGGACUUUGAUCAUAAUCCCUCGACAUCAUCCUCCCCACGAGCCAAAUCCAAAGCCAAAUCCUCCGAUGCCGCUAGGAACGACGGCUCGGACCCCGUGAAGCCGCUAGCCCCCAAGCCGAGCUCGAUCAACCCGGACGUGGACGACUUCCUCUCGACGUGGAACUUCGUCUACACGCCGGAGCAGAUCGACUCGGUGGUGGGACUCGCCAAGGCGAACUUCGCCGAGGGCGAAGCGCAGGUGAAGCGCGUCGUGCGCGGCGUGUACGAGCGGAAGAAGCGAGAUCGUCUCCGGAGGGAGAGAAUGGCCCUGGAGGCGAAACUCAAGGAACUAGAAGACGAACGACGGCGACUGCAGGAGGAAUUCGCGCCGUUCUAA